AUGGAUUAUCUGCCGUCCAUGGCCUCCCUCUCCGGGCUCUACCUGUACCUCCUCUCCUCUCGCCACCUGCCCGCCACCUCCCCCGGCGGCGCCGCCACCGAGAAGAGCCGCUCGUUUCACCUCCUCGCCCUCCUCCGCGGCUGCCUCCUCCUCGUCUUCCACGCCCUCUUCUUCCUCCUCCUCCGCUUCCACUCCCUCUACCGGGUCAUCGUCUGCCAUAAUUUCUCCCCCCCUCCCUCCAUCCUCCAGGCGGAGCGCCCCCCCCCGCCGCCGGCUGCGCCACCGCUUGGGCUCUCCGGAGACGAGGGGAGCACCUACGCCGGCCGCGCCCUCUCCCACCUCCUCACCGUCGUCACCCGCAUCCCGGCGAACUCCCGCAAGUACGAGCUCCUCCGGGGCCUCGCCGACCGCCUCCUGGAGGAGAACCUCCUCUGCGGCUCCGCCGCCGCCGCCGCCAUCGGCGGCGCCGCCCUCGCCCACGCCUUCUCCCGCACCACCCGCCGCCUCGAGGCGGCGGCGGCCCGCCUCCAAGGACCCGGGAGGAGACCAGACGGGUCAAUGGAGGGAAUCCUCACCGGCGUUCGCUCCCGGCUGAGGCGGUGGGUCGACCGGCCGGAGGAGAAGGCCUCCGCCGCAACCGCGGCCGCCGCCGGCGACGGCGACGACGGAGCAGAGGACGCGGCGGAGAAACUGGCGGCGGAGGCGCUGUGGCUGGCAGAGAAGAUGGCUGCCUGCGGCGCCACUGGCGAGGCGGUGGCGGCGUGGGGCGCGGCGACGGGCCUGGCAAGGGCCUCCCUCUCCUCCUCCCCGCGGCUUCAAGCUGCCUUGGUCAGAAUAUCAGGUUAGAAAUCGUACCAGCCAUGAUCAUUCCGCACAAGCAGGUGGCUAACUCUUCUUCUUCUUCUUCAUCUGGCAGCGUUUCUCCUGCGGCAGGACGAUGGCGGGGAGGUGGGGAGGAUGGAUAUGGCGGCGAUGUGGCUGCCGCUGCUGUGCCGGGCAAGCCCAGCGGCGGUGGGCGGCGGGGAGAGGGCGGGGGUGGUGGCGGCGCUGGAGGGGAUCAUCGCCGGCCUCAGCUGGGGGCAACAGGAGGAGAUGCUCUCCCUCUGGCUCCACCACUUCGCCUCCUCCCCACACUCGGACUGGCCGGAUCUCCAGCCCUGCUACGCCAGCUGGUACGCCGCCUCACGGAAGCUCCUCCUCCUGCAUGAAGAAACCCUGCAGAAGGGAUCGACGACACCCGAAGGCAUCCGCCUACUUCCCGCCGAUGCUUCUUCCACAUAA
Molecule: messenger RNA, 1281 nt
Organism: Spirodela intermedia
Lineage: Eukaryota; Viridiplantae; Streptophyta; Magnoliopsida; Alismatales; Araceae
Source: the annotation of a GenBank genome assembly